This is a messenger RNA of Symbiodinium sp. CCMP2456, 404 nucleotides long. NCBI's taxonomy places the organism in Eukaryota, Dinophyceae, Suessiales, Symbiodiniaceae. The record is from the annotation of a GenBank genome assembly.
UUGGCGGCAGCGAUGGGAUUCUCCGGGAUCGGCGGUGCCAAUCACGGGUGAGGAGCAAGCUCCGCUUGAACAUCCCUUUCGAUGCGGCUCUGGCAGCUCUGCGAUCCGAUGACCACGAGAACCAGCAGCCUUCCAACGAAGGGGAUGUACAGACAAGCGUAGCGGAUGGGAAGCCGCAGAUGUCUGGCGAUUUCAUGGAGAACUGGAGCACCCAGACUUCUCCGAGCAGCCCGCAGCGAAAGGCGCCCCGGAAACUGGAGGAUUUCCCUCCUCGCAAGAGGAAGCCAAAGGCCGUCCAGGUCGUGCCGUUGAUGCCACAGCCGGUAGUGGCACCAAAGUCGCAGCCCACCAUCUCCUCGGAAGUGGCGCAAGCUUUGCGGUUCCUUCUGGGGAAGGAGGACGAG